AUGAGUAACGAAGUUGAUGAUAGUGAUCAAACCAAUUUGAUCUCGCAUCUACGUACUAUAAUUAUUCUUGCUGCUCGAAAAUCGACAACAUCAGAUAUUGACAUCGCUGCGGUUGACAAAAUAGUCGAAACAACUCUAGACUUUAUAAAAAAUAUUCUCGAACAAAUGGCACAUGAAAAUAAUUCAUCAUCAUCAUCAUUUUCAUCUUUCGAUCUAUUAAAUACAAUUCGACUUAAUUCACAUUUAAUUCCUAAUCGAAAAUUAUUCUUUUCUCUUAUGGAAACAAUGAAUCAUCUUUAA
This is a messenger RNA of Adineta steineri, 300 nucleotides long. Lineage: Eukaryota; Metazoa; Rotifera; Eurotatoria; Adinetida; Adinetidae. The record is from the annotation of a GenBank genome assembly.